Molecule: messenger RNA, 1476 nt
Organism: Emiliania huxleyi CCMP1516
Lineage: Eukaryota; Haptophyta; Isochrysidales; Noelaerhabdaceae
Exons: 3
Coding region: 1-1476 (491 amino acids)
Source: RefSeq, a predicted model, not a curated record
AUGCUGUCGCCCCGUAUCCUCGCCCUAGCCCUCGCGCUGGCAACGCCAACCGCGGCCCUGCUGCACGGCCUUGCGGGCUGUCGCCGAACGACACACCAUCUCGCCGUCAGCCGCCGGGCGCGCCGUCCCCUCCUCGCUCUGGUCCCCUCCUCGGGCGGCGGAGAGCAACAGGAGCUGCUGGAGCGCUGCUUCGCCGCCUCCUGCCCGGGAGCCGCCUCUGCGGAGCCAGGCGACGCGUCACCCGGCUCUCUCGCCGACCUGCCGCUCGUCUGCGCCCCGUGGGCGAGCCCGCUGCCCGGUGUCGUGCAAGUGCUCCGAAUCUUUGACCCGGCACUCAUCCACACCUUCGAGUCGCUCGCCCGCGCCGCGGGCGGGCCGCGGCUGUUUGCGCACUUUGAGUCAUCCGCCGCCGCGCCGACCGAUUCGCCCUACCGCGCCCUCGCAAGCCCCGGCGUCCUGACAGAGCUUCGUGACGUUCGCCGCCUCCGCAGCGGCGGCAUCAUCGCCCUCACCGUGGCGGUCGGCCGCGUGCGAGCGAUCGGCGUGCGCUCCGACGCGCCGCUCGUGCGAGGCGACGUGCUGCUACUUCCUGACGAGGAGGAGCAGGCCGCCGCGCGCCUCCACCUCCGCCGCAACGGCCACUUCGCCGACGGCUCCGCCCUCAAUGAAGCCGCGCGCGCCGCCUCGGCAGCUGCAGGUGUGACAUGGGCGAGCGCCGAGAGCCGAAUCGACUGGUCGGCGGCGGUAUCAGCGGAGGCGGAGGCGUUGCCGGUGGGCGACCAAGGCGAGGCGUGCGCCGCCAUCGAGGAGCGAGCGCCGUUGAACCUCUCGCUCUCCAUCUCCUCCACCGCCGCCGCGGCGCGGCAGGCCGCCGCCGCCGCCGCCUCGGCGCUGAACUCGGCGGACCCGGUUGCUCGCGCGCUCGAGGCGCAGUUUGGCCGGGAGCUGAGCGCGGCGGGCCUCGCCGGCGAGGGCGGAGCGCGGUUUGGGCUCGGCCGUGCGUACGACGCGUACUCGCAGCCCUUCUUGCUCGCCCUCGAGCAGGCGCUGUGGCGCGAGAUUGUGCUCUGCGCAACGCUCUCGGCGCGGCUGGAGACCCGCGGGCGGGGCGGGGCGGUAGAGGCGGAGGAGGAGGAGGCGGUGGCCGAGGAGGCGGAGGAGGAGGCGGAGGCGGAGGCGGUGGCCGAGGAGGCGGACGCUUGGCUAGACGACGAGGUGCUGCGGCGGCUGCCGGCGUUGCGCGAGAUGCUGCCGCUUCUCCCGCCGCCCCCCGAGAGCGGCUGGCCCGCAGACAUGCCCGAGCCCCCCUCGUCGGCCGAGUGGCUUUCCCGCUUCGGCUACCCGCCGUUGCGGCGCGCCCAGCGGGUCUCCUACUUGAUGGCUGCGCUGCUGCCCGAGCUCGCCUCGGCGGGGGUGGUGUGGCUCUCGCACCAGCGCUUCAAGCUGGCCGCGAUGGUCGCGGUGCGCGAGCUCUGA